Messenger RNA from Egretta garzetta (little egret), 3261 nucleotides. It is a transcript of the gene GGCT, whose product is annotated as gamma-glutamylcyclotransferase. The transcript is spliced from 4 exons. Gene Ontology annotation, molecular function: gamma-glutamylcyclotransferase activity. The record is from RefSeq and is a predicted model, not a curated record. The coding region runs from base 1393 to 1953 and encodes 186 amino acids. Lineage: Eukaryota; Metazoa; Chordata; Aves; Pelecaniformes; Ardeidae.
GGCUUAACACGAGGUUUCCUGCUUCCAGCUCUGGAGCUGACUGCGCUAUUUCUGUACAGUCACUGUUGCCCUUCUUGGGUGGUAUCUGACUGUUUUAUACACCCCCCUGCAGGUAUUUGGUGCAGGCUGGGUCCAAGAAAACAUGACUGGAGGGAUGAAAUAAAAAUUGGUGGUGCUUUUUUUUUUUCUUUUUUUCUAGAUUGCGGUGAGCAAACUUCGCUCUAUGGGAGUAUUUCCUUGGGGCUGCCCUGCAAGCACAUGUCCACGUCUCUAACUUCAGUCUGCGACUUGACUGGACUGCUUAGUUGCGUGCAAAUUCCUUGGGCUUGACUGUCUGUACAGUCUAGUCCAGAGUCCUCCUCACACAGUAAUCCAGUGACCCGAACACUACAAAGCCAAUUUGCAGCAGCUUGUUGAAUGGUUGAUGACUAUAGUGUGUCUAAGUGAACCUUUUUCUAGUGAAAUUAGUUUAAAAGGGGACUUUUUAUGGGGAAAGAAGAUGACUCUAUUGAUGGAGCAAACAGUAAGGCCUUGCCAGGCUGCUGAUUACCCCUUACACGCACACACAAAAAAAUUAGUGUUCGUAUCAGUGCUGCUGUUCUUGAUGUAAGCCUCCAGCUGCUCAACCUUUGCAGCCUUUUCCCCAAUUCUGCUAGGGCAUAUUACAAGAAGAUAGUGGGUCUCAGAAAGUGAAUAUUAAUAGGUAAACACAUCUAUUUCAAAUCAAAAUUAUCUUAUAGCUUAAAGAGGGUGAUCGUGAGAAAUAAGCAAAGCUGUGGGGUUGUAUAGGUUUGGGGUUUGGUUUUGUUGUUGUUUUUAAUCCUUUUUGACCUUGCUAGAUGUUUGUUGUUGCGGUUAAGCAGGUAGCCUUCCUUAAAGUUGUUUGGUUUUUGUUUUCUUCCCCCUUCCCUGCUGCUAGGGAAGGAUCCACAAAUUGGCUGACAAGUAGGAGAGGAAAUGGAGUGUGUGGAGUGAGAUGGGAAAUUACACUGGAAAAAAUGCAAGACCUUGUUAUUUUCUUUGGCCUGUAUAGUAAUAUUUGAUAUUACGUGUAAGAAGUUCUAAAAGGAUGUUUCAACUUGCAAAAAGCUGAAUAAGCUCACUCAAGGAGGCAUUCGCCUUGGCUUAAAAAUACUCAGGAAUGUUCCAGUUGAGUGAUGAGAUGGCACAAAACACUGGAAAGUACACAGGAUGGUAUUUUAUCAUUGGGCACUUGGAUUAGUGCGUGAGGACGAGACCCAAAGCUCACUGUCUUGUAGGCUUCUUUACCCUUACUAUUUUCCUGGACCCUGCAUGGUCGCAUUUAAGUCUUAUAGCAGCACCAAGAGCUGCAAAGGACCAGGUAGGCAUGUCUUUUGAGGAACGAGAAGGCAGUAGUCGCUGCCCUCCUUCAUGGUACACCUCAGCCAAGGGCUGUUCAGAUUGUCCAACUGGAAGCACAUCAGCAAUCCUGUCACCGCCAACUUGGGCAAAAGUCAAGCUGACAUUUCUUCAGCACUACUGCGUUUACUGCAGAAUGGGGAUUUUAAGCUGGAGUUUGGCCAUCAUCAAGGCAGGACAAGUUCUGUCUGGCAUGGAGGUACAGCUACCAUUGUUCAGAGCCCUGGAGACGAAGUAUGGGGAAUAGUGUGGAAAAUGAACGCUAGCAAUUUAAGUUCACUGGAUAAGCAAGAGGGAGUUGAAGAUGGCAUUUAUGUCCCCAUAGAAGUUAAUGUCCACACUGAAGCAGGAAAGGUACUGACCUGUCGAAGCUACCAGAUGAAGGACUAUGUCUGUGGUCCCCCUUCCCCUCAGUAUAAAAAGGUUAUCUGCAUGGGUGCGAAACAGAAUGGCUUGCCAACUGACUAUCAGAAGAAAUUAGAAGCUAUUGAAACUAAUAACUAUACAGGGACACUACCAAUCAUGGAAGAGAUUGAAGCUGCUAUUAAAGCAAAGAAAAUAAAUUCUGCGUAGAAUACUUCCGCACUUGCUUGGCCGUUCACCUUGAUUUAGGUACUCCUCACUGUGCUGAUCAGCAGUUUCUUUAUUUGUCAAGAAAAAAUGAGUUUGCUGUGCAUCUACAGUAAGCCAUUAGACAUAAUUUGCAGUCUGAAGACACACUGCCAUUGGUAACUUCUUCACUUUGUAUGUAUAGCUUGAGUUCAGAUUUGGAAAUUACCUUUUUGUAAUUGUCAUGCAGUUUGUGCUUCAAGUUCUGUUUAUAGACCUCUUUAAAAGAAAAAGGCCAUCUUGCUGGGUAUUGGCAUCUGUUGCCUUCUGAGGAAUGAGGGCUGCAGGAUCAGGCCCUUUGUUUUUAAAUGUUGUAUAUGCAAUUAUCAAGGAUUUCAAAAAUUUGUUAGAGUGCAAAGUAGACGCAACUUUCAACCAAAACUAACUUUUUUCUCUGUGGCUUCAUUGGUUAAAGCCCAACCUAUCUGAAGCUGUAGAGCUCCUGUUUCCAUUUGUACAGUUAGUAAAGAAAGCAGAGUAAUAUAUAAUUUUUUUUUUACUAUCUCCAUGUUUUUAAGUGUUAGUCCAAAAGGCAACCGAGGCCUGAAGACAACAUUCAGCAAAGGAUCUCAUUCAAAGCAUAAUGGCUGCCUCCUUUCUAUGUCUAGUAAUCAUCAUAGGUGAACUGGUUAGGUAUAACCAACAGAUUUCAAAGAAUUCAUUUUAGUUAGAUAAUUCCAAGGGUUUUUAAAAUAACCUUUUUGACUGGGUUGUUGCUUAUCUAGGCCUUGGUCUCAUGUCCAGUGAAAUCAGGAAAUCUCCUUAUGAGUCCUAGUGCAUUUGUUUCAUGGUUUUGUUUGUCUGUUAAACCCCAGAUGAACAGACUUGGCCUCUUUGCCCGUCCCCCAGCUUUGACAAUCUCCUGCAAAACUGAAAGCUCUUGUAAGGUUUAGAGUAUUUAACUUACCUUUAUGGUACUUGGCAACCCCUGUAGGUAAUCUGUGGGGGACAAGGAAAAUUUGACAACCUGGAAGAUGUCAAAUGACAAAACUUUGGCUUAUCUUCUGUAUGGUGUAUUUUUUUUCCUUGAUGUACAGAAGGUGUAAGAGAUAAUCAGUGCCACUGUGAAUGCUUAGAUAGACAGAAGGACAAAGUAACAGACUUACCAUGUCUUCUCUGCAUAAAAUUUUUCUGUAAACUUCUGUCAGGGAUGUAUUAGGUGCUGUCCUGAUGUCAUAUGCCCAUUUCCAGAGUUGGGCAUUGUGACUGCAGUAAAACAUGGUACUUUCUGUAUUAGCAUUGUCUAGUCUGAAACGGAGUAAAUAAAAUUGC